AUGCCUUCCAAUAAAAUAAAAAGUAAAAUUUGGAACUACUUUAAGAAAAUUGGUGACAAGGAGGCUAUUUGCAAUAUAUGCAACAAGAGUCUUAAAACUUCUGGGAAUACGACAAAUCUUCGAGGUCAUUUAGAAAAUGUACAUUCCCAGCAAUUGGAAGAUAAUGAUGUACCCAGCAAGAAAAAAAAGGUCGGUAACAUUACUAGUUACAUGUGCAUAGAUGAAGCAACUGCAAGUACCAGUAGUCAUAAUGUUGACCUUUCAUUACAAUCAAACAUCGACGUCGACGUUAACCAACCAUCGACCAGUUCAAGCAGUGUUAAAGAUUUAGUAUUACCUUCAUCUCAAAAGUCAGUUGCUACUGUUGCUAGUACAUCGUCAGACAUUGUUAUUGAUUCUAAAAAAAUUGCUCAGCCAAACGUAGAUGAUUUUAUAAACAACAUUAAGAGUAUAACUACAAAAGAUGGUGCAAAAUCAAAGAAAAUAACUGAGGCUAUUACGAAUUUCAUAAUCAUGGAUAAUAAACCAUUUUCGACUGUUAAAGGUAAAGGUUUUCGAUAA
Parnassius mnemosyne (clouded apollo) is the source of this 561-nucleotide messenger RNA. Lineage: Eukaryota; Metazoa; Arthropoda; Insecta; Lepidoptera; Papilionidae. The record is from the annotation of a GenBank genome assembly.